AUGAAGAUCAAUUACCAGGUCGUGACGACCCCGACCUAUGACACCCCGGGUACCUGCCUCAUCCUCAAUUUCCCAGACAAGCGCUAUGUUUUCGGACAAGUAUCUGAGGGUACCCAGCGGGCUUGUAUGGAGCGCGGUAUCCGACUUUCAUAUCUCACCGAUGUAUUCAUCACGGGGCGAUCGGAGUGGAAGAGUCAUGGUGGCUUGAUUGGCAUGAUACUCACGGUGUCUGACGUGAUCGGCACCUCGCACAGUGCACUGGAAGCCAGCGAACGCGAGAAGGCAGAGCGUAAGCUCCAGGACGACAAAGGGACGCAUGGCUUGCCUUUGGCGAUACAGGGCGGCGAGACGGUAGUCCAGCGAGGCUCAUUAACGGUCCACGGGCCCAGAAAUUUGACGCAUACCUUGACCACUGGCCGGCGGUUUGUUUUCAGACAGGGCAUGCCCAUAUACACGCGGGAGUAUGACUCCGAGAGCGUAUUGAAGAACGUUUCGGCCACUGCAGAGGAUCCUUUCGAGCAGCCAACGUGGUCGGACAACAACAUCAAAGUUUGGGCCUUGCCUAUCCGCCCCUCGUCGCCGUCGCAGGGGAGCCCGCGAAGUCCCAGGAAGAGGAGUCUCGAUGAAUUCCAGGAGAACAAACCCGAUGGAUUAGACUCCCGCGCCCGGGAUCUGAUCACGAAACAGGCCAUUGUGAACGACAUGUUCAACUCAUCCUGGAGGAUGGACGCUCUUGUCAAGACUCCCCUGGCAGAAGUCCAAAUGCCCGCAGCGAUGUUUGUCCGCAAUGCGAAAACAAAGUCGUUUGAACCGUAUAAGGGUCCUAUGCCAGGAGGCGAUCAACCUCUCCCGGAUAUCAAGGUUUUUGUUCGACAACCUUGGCCCGGCGCAGCGGUGGAGAAGAUCCCGCCCACGUCGCGAUGUGACGAAGCGGUCUCGUACGUCGUCCGGAACCAGGAUUUCAGAGGCAAAUUCGACCCCGAAAAGGCCAAGGGAUAUGGAGUGCCAUAUGGCCCGGACUUCGGAAAGUUAGCUGGAGGCCAGAGCGUGACCGUUGGCGAUAAGGUCAUCACACCAGACAUGGUUCUUGGACCCCCACGACUCGGCAAAGGAACCGCGUUCAUUGACCUGCCAACCGCCGAUUAUGUUGAAAAUUUGGUAAAUCGACCAGAGUGGAACUCGCCCUCUGUGACGACAAAUCUCGAGGCGUUUGUUUGGAUUCUGGGUCCCGGUCUCGGGGAGCACCCCAAACUGCGCGAAUUCAUGUCCCGGAUGUCCCACUGCAAACACACAGUAUCCAGCACUGACUACAACCCGAAUUACCUGGCCAUGGCAGGCGUUGCGGGCGGGUCGGUGCGUAUGGCAAAGAUAAGACGCGAAAACCAUCCGAUUCCGAUCCACGAUAAUGUUACCCUUCCGCAAGCUGGAACGUCCACAGCCAAGCCGACGACCACGACCGAGAUCAAGAAAACAUGUCCAUUCAAGCCUUUGGAACCUGGUUUGAUUAUCGAGUUAGAGCCCGAGACCAAGAUCAAUUCAUCCCUGGUGGCACCGCGGUUCAACGCGGUCGAAGUGGUCCGGAAAAUGCCCGCUGCAGUUCAGAAGCGUGUGGCUACAAUUGGGCAGCGGGUCAAGAAGGAGUAUUUCCAGAAACAACUGAAGGACUUCCAACGGGAUCUUCCUGGGCGGGACGCAGAAAUCUUCACAUUGGGCACGGGCUCAUCGGUACCGUCGAGGUAUCGCAACGUCUCGAGUACUCUUGUCAGCGUGCCUGGAUAUGGUUACUAUCUACUUGACUGCGGGGAGAACACACUCGGCCAGCUAAAGCGCGUUUUCGAGCCCGAAAAGCUGCGAGAGGUCCUACAGAACCUGCGACUCAUAUGGAUCAGCCAUCUUCACGCGGACCACCAUCUGGGGACCGCGGCUGUCAUCCAGGCCUGGUAUAAGGAAAACUACCCCAACGGAGCCCCCGAAGUCGACAAACUUGAGACCGACAUGUCCAAGAUACUGAAUGAGAAACGCUUGUUUGUAGUCUCGGAACCCAUGAUGAUUGGGUGGCUCCAAGAGUAUGCCAGCGUGGAGGACUACGGCUUUGGCAAGAUCGUGCCCUUGACCACCUAUACGUUCACCAGAGAAGGCGGUGAUGGCGCGUUCGAGUCCAGACUCACCUACCGUCACUGCCGCGCUGAUGGCACUUACCCCGGACACGACACGGAUGAAGGAAAACCCGUAACCUCGUCUCUCAGCUUCAACGAAAACGUAUCUCCCCUCGCCCCUCUGCUCCGCAAAGCAACCGGGCUUUCCGAACUUCUGACCGCGAGAGUGUCCCACUGCAAGGGCGCCAUGGCGGUCUCCCUUGUCUUCCCAGACGGGUUCAAGGUCUCGUUCUCGGGCGACUGCCGACCCUCUCCAGGCUUCGCCGCCAUCGGCCGUGGGUCCACGGUGAUGAUCCACGAGGCCACGUUCCAGAACGACAUGGCGGGAUCGGCUCUGGCCAAAAAGCAUUGCACGGCUGCCGAAGCCCUCGAAGUGGGUCGCCGAAUGAAGGCCAAAUCCAUCAUCCUCACCCACUUCAGUCAGCGAUACCAGAAAGUCACGCACGUCGAACGAACCGACUCUCGCGACGCGGCCAAACCCGACGAGCCGGCUAAGCAGGAGCCCGACCAACUGGAUAUUCCAGACGAAGAGCCUGAAACCACGCCGGGCGUCAUGCCUCCCAUCGUGUACGACGAGAACUUCAUGUCCCAGUCGAAACCGGUUGAUGUCCCAGUGGUCGGAGCGUUCGACUACAUGCGCAUCCGCGUUGGCGACAUGCCCAUCACCCAGGCAUAUGCCCCCGCGAUCGAGAAACUGAACGAGAUCCUUGAGCGCCUUUCCGCGGCGGAGCAGGAGGAACACAAGAAGGUGCUCGAACAGCAGGCCGCGGAGAUCAUGAAGCAGAAAAUGGCAAAGCACGCGAAGCCGGGCAAAAAGGCCAAGAAGGGCUUCAAGGCAGGCGCCGGUGACGCUCCUGCUCCUGCCCCCGAACCUGCUCCUCCGGCGCCCGCCCCCGAGGCCGAGGAAAAGCCGCAGCCCAAGCACUCAAUCUGGAGUGCCAGCGAGAGCGAAAGCGGAUGGAGCACCAGCGAAGACGAGGAACUCGAUCUCGAACCCGUCGUGCCAGUAACUCCUCGCAAACCGAGUCCUCCCACGACCUACAGCCCGCCCAUGACCCGGUCUCGGUCGAAGCCGCCUAAAUCGGAAUAA
This is a messenger RNA of Aspergillus melleus, 3246 nucleotides long. RefSeq lists its product as uncharacterized. Gene Ontology annotation, biological process: mitochondrial tRNA 3'-end processing. The coding region runs from base 1 to 3246 and encodes 1081 amino acids. The record is from RefSeq and is a predicted model, not a curated record. Gene Ontology annotation, cellular component: mitochondrion. Gene Ontology annotation, molecular function: 3'-tRNA processing endoribonuclease activity. Lineage: Eukaryota; Fungi; Ascomycota; Eurotiomycetes; Eurotiales; Aspergillaceae. The transcript has a single exon.